This is a messenger RNA of Theobroma cacao (cacao), 6187 nucleotides long. NCBI's taxonomy places the organism in Eukaryota, Viridiplantae, Streptophyta, Magnoliopsida, Malvales, Malvaceae. The record is from RefSeq and is a predicted model, not a curated record.
CAGAAAUCCAUCUGAAUAAGGAAAAGGCAUUUGAUUUUGAGCUUCUUAUUUGAACUUUAGCAGCAUGCUAGUGUUUAUGACAUGCACUUGUAUUUAAUUGUUGGAACUUCAUGGAUGCAAAAUGGCUGUUAUUAAUAGAGAAGAAGACUGUACAUGAUUUGAUUAAAGGGGAGGGGCCGUUUUGGCUUGGCAAAUUAAGGGGAUGCACCUAUGGAAGCAGAGCUUUGGGUGUAAAAUCCUCCAUCUUACGGUGCGGUACACGCCGACUGACCCAUGUAGUUUUCAUAUCCAAAAGUAAAGCAAAAGCAAAUUCCACACAACUUGUUAGAUAAGCAAGUCAAAAGAAAAUUCCACGAAAUUUCGCAGAAGGAAUCUUUGUAUCGCCACAUGGAAAAGAUAGUCUGCAAGCAAUUUUCUUUCCUCACUCAGUUAUUCACUUUAUCACUCAGAACCUUCAGUACCGCCCAACGUUGAAGACAAACAAAUGAAUUUGCACCGAAAGCAAAUAAAGUUCUGUGGCCCACUCCUUGCGAAUAAUACCCAAUCUCUAAUCUUGUUGGAAAUAAUUUUGUAGCUUUCAAUUUGGAAAAAUCAGUUGAAGUUUGUGUAUCCUUCCACAACAUACCAGGGACUUUGAGCAACAGAACCUGAUCAUAAGUUUUCCCCUUUCUUCCCCAUCGAUUGCAGUUGCUUUCACCUUCUCAUCACAAUCACUUCCAUCCCAAAGGAGAAACUAUGGCUGCAGAAUUGGUAGGAGGAGCAUUUCUGUCUAGCUUAUUCGGCGCGUUGUUUGAUAGAAUGGCAUCUCCUGAGGUAUUGAACUUCUUUAGCGGCAGUGUCAAUGAUGAAAUGCUGAAGAAACUACAGAUAACCCUGUUGUCCCUUGAGGCAGUACUGAAUGACGCAGAGGAAAAGCAGAUGAAAAAUCAGGCUGUGAAAAACUGGCUCGAUGAGCUUAAAGAUGCUGUCUAUGAUGCAGAAGACAUACUGGAGGAGAUUGCAUCGCUCACUUUUUUGCGCAAGCUGAAAGAAGAGCCUCAAACCACCUGGGCGUCUCGGGUACCAAACGUUUUCUCUUUUCCUGAGAGGAUGAACCCAAAGUUGGAAGAGAUCUUCAAAAGACUAGAACACAUUGGAAAACAAAUUAAUAUCCUCGGCCUACGAAAUGAUGUCAGGGAAAAAAAGCCACCAAAAUUACCAACAACCUCUUUGGUAUAUGCAUCUGAAGUGUAUGGCAGGAAUGAUGACAGAGAGGCUUUAAUUAAGAUGCUGCUUUCAGAUGAUGCAAGUUGCCAUGAGUUAGGAGUGAUUAGUAUUGUGGGCAUGGGUGGGCUUGGAAAGACUACUCUUGCUCAGCUUGUCUACAAUGACAGCACAGUGACAAAGUGGUUUGAGCGCAAAGUAUGGGUCUGUGUCACAGAAGAAUUUGAUGUGCAGAGGGUAACGAGAACCAUCAUUGAAGGGCUCACUUCUACUACUUGUGAUAUAAAGGACCUUAAUCUGCUCCAGAUUCAUUUAAAGGACAGACUUCAGGGAAGGAAAUUUCUUCUUGUUCUAGAUGAUGUUUGGAACAAGAAAUAUGCUGAUUGGGAAGCACUGAAACGCCCUCUUAAGUCUGCAGCAGAAGGUAGUAAGAUCAUCGUGACAACUCGUGACGAAGGUGUUGCAUCUGUCAUGAGAACUACAACAUCAAGUUAUAAUCUAAAGCAGUUAUUGGAGAGAGAUUGCUGGUCCUUAUUCACCAAGCAUGUGUGCAGCGGCAGUGGAAAUACUACUAUUCGUCCUGAAUUAGAAGCCAUGGGUAGAGAAAUUGUGAAAAAGUGCAAAGGCCUACCUUUAGCCAUAAAAACCCUUGGGGGUCUGUUACGCAUGAAAGUUGGUGCCAGGGAAUGGGACAAGAUACUGAAGAGUGAUAUUUGGGAGUUUUCGGAUGAUGAAAGUGAUAUUCUUCCAGCCCUAAGGUUGAGUUAUCACUAUCUUCCUUCGUAUCUAAAACCAUGCUUUGCAUUCUGUUCACUUUUCCCCAAGGAUUACAGAUUUAAGAAGGAAGAAUUAGUUCUAUUGUGGAUGGGAGAAGGCUUAUUAGACCACGCCAAAGGAAAAGGCACGAUGUUGGAAGAAGUAGGCGAUGACUACUUUGACGAGCUUGCAUCAAGGUCGUUUUUUCAGCGAUCAAGUGGUUCUUCGAGAACGUGGUUUGUUAUGCAUGACCUAAUAAAUGAUUUGGCUAAGUUUGUAUCGGGGAAAUUUUUCGCAAGGUUUGAGGAUGAUGGCUCUUGUGAAAUUAAUAAAAGGACUCGUCAUUUCUCUUAUCUGCUUACACAUUGUGAUACAUCUAAAAAAUUUGAAGCCUUGAAUGAAGCCAAGUAUUUGCGAACUUUUUUGCCUCUAGACAAAUAUAAUAAGUAUGAUUGGGUGCUCCGGAGAAGUGUUAGUGACAUUGUAACACAGGAUCUGCUGCCCAAGUUAGGGUGCUUAAAAGUGCUCUCUUUAUCUCAGUAUCAAAAUUUCGAUGUGUUGCCGAAUUCGUUUGGCAAUUUGAAGUUAUUACGUUAUCUUAAUCUCUCUUUUAAUCGUAUCAAAAUAUUGCCUGAAUCGGUGAGUGCUCUGUUUCAUUUGCAAAUUCUAUUACUAUCCUAUUGCCACGACCUUGUUGAGUUGCCUACCAAAUUGGGAAGGUUAACCAAUUUGCAACAUCUUGAUCUUAGAGGCACGAAGUUGAAAGAGAUGCCAGCACAUAUGGGUGAUCUAAAAGAUUUGCACAAGUUAACUACAUUUGUUGUAGGCAAACACAGUGGGUCCAGCAUCAGCGAGUUAGGGGAGCUCCAACAUCUUCGUGGAACUCUUUCCAUUUCGAAUUUACAGAAUGUUGGUUUUUCUGGAGAUGCUUUGAAGGCCGAUUUGAAGGGUAAAAAGAAACUGCAAAAAUUAGUGUUGCGUUGGAGCGCUGAAAAGGCAGAUGUACCUAACUUUGUGCCUCAGAGAGAUUUAGAACAUGAAAGAAAUGUACUUGAGCAGCUACAGCCUUCUCCAGAUCUGGAACACCUCAAAAUUUUCGGUUAUGGAAGUGCACAAUUUCCAGAAUGGGUGGGACAUCAUUCCUUUUCAAAAAUCGCAUGCAUGGAGUUGAGCAAUUGUGAGCAUUGCUUGUACUUGCCAGCUCUUGGACAUCUUCGAUCUUUGAAGAAGCUGCAUAUCAGAAGACUUGCUCGAGUAACUGCUGUAGCUUCUGAGUUCUAUGGGAAUGGUUCUAGUGUAAAGCCCUUUGAAUCACUUGAAAUACUGACGUUCGAGAAGAUGCAGGAGUGGCAAGAGUGGUUGUGUUUGGGAGAUGAAAAUGGAACUUUCUCUAGUCUCCAAGAACUAUACAUAAUAGAUUGUCCAAAGCUGACUGGAGAUCUACCUAAAACACUUCCUCUUCUAAGAAAACUUUGGAUUGAAAAUUGUGAGAGGCUUGCUAGUUGUCUCCCGAGGGCUCCUGACAUGUGUAAACUGAAGUUAGUGAGUUGUGAUAAAAUGCAGCUGCAGGCACUACCAACAGAGCUGCAAGAAUUAAAAAUUGAAGAAUGCAGUGUCCAACAUUCCAUGCUGGAGAUGAUGCUGCAGCACUGCACUCGUCUUGAACAACUUUCUAUUAGAAGUUGUUCUCUUGAGUGCCUUCCUGAAGGUCGUCUACCUGUUUCCUUAAAGAGAUUGAAGAUUGAUAACUGCGGUGAGCUUGAUUUUUCUAGAAUCCUCUUGUACACAUCUCUGCAAGUAUUGAAGCUAAUUGGAGCCCAUGAUUCACUAAAAUCAUUCCCAUUAGGCUCUUUUCCUAACCUGAAUAAAUGCCUGUUCAAGCAUUGUACAAACAUCAAGUUCUUAUCUGCAUUAGAGGGACCUGACCAGCAGCAUCUCCAAUCUCUUGAUGAUAUAUGUAUAUCCGACUGUCCUAAUUUUGUAUCUUUUCCCCAAAGAGGAUUAUCUGCCCCUAACCUGACAACGCUUUCUCUCCACAAUUGCAAAAAUUUAAAGUCACUCCCCGAGCAUAUGCACUCCCUUCUCCCAUCCCUCGACUAUUUGAGUGUUUCAAAUUGUCCAGAGAUUGAGUCAUUUCCAGAAGGGGGCUUGCCAUUCAAAUUAAAAUAUCUUGAAAUUAAUGAUUGUAAUAAACUUAUUGCUAGUCGAAUGGAAUGGGGAUUGCACAAACUCCACUGUCUUACACAUUUCAUGAUGAAUGGAGGAGAUAUGGAGUUCUUUCCAGAUGAGCAGCUGCUGCCAUCCACUAUUACCAAGCUGGGCAUUGGGAGUCUUCCAAAUCUCAAAACUCUGGACUACAAAGGGCUUUAACACCUUACCUCUAUUCAGGAAUUGAACCUCGAUAGCUGCCCAAAGCUCCAAUCCAUGCCACCAGAGGGGCUCCCUGUCUCCUUUUCUUCUAUGUCCAUUUCCCGCUGUCCAUUGCUGACAAAACGUUGCCAAAAGGAGAAAGGUAAAGAUUGGGCCAAGAUUUCUCACAUCCCAUUGAUAAUAAUUGAUUAUCAUCAAGCCGUUGUCGCAUGAACUCGAUGUCUCAGAGAUUUCAUUUGGCUCAGAUUUAUUGAAGCACUACAAAGAAACUAUGGAUGUAUUAUACCAGAGUUGAAAAGUCUCCCUAAUGAAUAUAAGUUUAUUCAGAUUGAGGUGUAUGCUAUCCUGAUAAGUUGGCUAGCAUGUAGAAAAUGAUAGAUAAAGUGUGUGUCUGUAUAUGCAUCAAUUUUGAACUUUUCUCUUGUGUGAUUUUCCUUAAUUAGCUGGUCUAUCAGUAACCGUUAUUUAUUUUUUGGGUUUAGGAUAUGUCCCUAAUAUGAGAUAAGCUGCAUAUAAUGAAACAGAACACACCUAUAACCUAGUAGUCAAUCAGCAGGAACAACCGAAAUUGAGAACCAUUUCUUUUUGAAAUGCAUGGCUCCUGCACAAUCUUCAUACAAAGCUCUCUGGUUUACAAAAAACUCCCAGCACGCAUCGGUGUUUAUCUCUAUCUUUAUCUUCUAUAAAGAAUAUUCCUUAUCUUAAAAGGUUUCCUGUUUUAUUUUUCCUAAUUUUAUUUAGAAGAAAUGAAACAAGAAAAGGUUAAAAGGGCCAGGAAAGAGUGAGGCUACUGAAGUUCUUUUUGUUUCAGUAUACUUGCAUUGGUUCUGGUUUUCCUGCUCGCAUGAAGUUGAACUUCCAAAUCAUCAUUCCUUUGCUCAUUCUUUUCUUAUUUUUUUCAAAAUCCAUCUUGACAUGCGGUUUGAAAGCUUCCAGGUCUAUGAACCGACAGAAAAAAGAAAAGGAAAAUGAGAGUACCAUAACUCUCAUUAUUAGUACACUACAUUUGUUUUUAAUAUGACUAAAAUUUGUGCUACAUAUAGCGGUAUAAGUGAGUUCAUAUCUUCCAUCGGAAGCAUUUUUGCAUUUGGUGAUGCAUUCUAUCCUUGCCGUUGUAAGAAACAUGAGAACCAAAUUUACUUGGUGAUCAUUGGACAUUGUUUUGGUUGCUUUACUUGUCAUGUCAUUGUGAAUCUUUGUAAUUUACUGUCUUAUGCUCAACACAAGUUUUUAAAAAUUUUCUAAUUGGAAAUUAAUGUGUCUGACAAUACAGGUAAACACAAUAAUUGAACUUCCAUAUAUGAUGAAUUUUACAACUAUUUUUGUUGGUUAUAAUGGAAGAAAACAACCUUGUCCAGCACAUAUCUUCCCUUUUAUGUCAAAAGUAACAAGAAUUUAGAAUUCCAAGCAAUGAAUCUUACAUGCUCAACUUCUUUUAAAUAGCAGAAACCAUAUGGUCCCUGCAGUCUUGAACCAACGCACUGCCACAGACAAAACAGAUUGAAGCCAUGAAGAGCCUCUCCUUCUCCUUCUCCUUCUCCGCCGUCCUACUGCUUCUGUUACUUUGUUUUGGCAAUCAGCUGAUGAUGGGACAGAGCUCAGAUUGUCAGCAAUCAUUUCCGGAUCCAGGCUGCACACAAGAUGAAUGCAAUAAUCUUUGCAUUCAGCAUUUUGGGAAAACUGGGAAAUAUGGAGCUCCAGUUUAUGGGGUUUGCUUCAUGAUUAGAACUUGUAUCUGCCGUCAAUGUUAAAAGCCAAAAGUUACAACUUAGGCUAGUUUAUCUUUGUCUUGCUUUGUUUCUGGGACAAACAAAGAAAGUCAUUGAAGUUCAAUAAAGGGGAUUUCUAUUUGGAUGCA